UCAAUUUACAAGAUGCUCAAUUCGUACAUCGAACAAAAACGGCGGAGCAUUAAAAUGCGCAGAAAUCCGUACGCCGGAGUCGCAGAAGCUUUUAGGGGGUUCGAGGUUCCCAAUCUGGUGUCAGAGGUUCAGGCGAAGAAAAAAAUAGGAAACCUAAUCGAUCGAGGAAGCACGUCGGCCAAUGGCGAGGAGGAGGAGACGGCUCCGACCACCAGAAGUUCUCCGGCGAGCAUACGGCCGCCGCGUGAACUCUCUGGAGUGUACCAUACUCUCCUUGCUUCCCACUCCACCGCCUGAUUCCCCUCUCGACUGUUCCUGCAAUGGCAGGUUGUGUCUUUGUUGCCUCGGCCAUUCUCAUCUCAUAUGUGAUGAAGCCCCCUCAGAAUACGUGCGGUUUCUCACCAACUCCUUCUGCAUUAUUUCCUCAUCAGCCCCGCCACCUCCGGUGAACUUUUCUGUCAGUGGAUUAGGUUUUCGCCAUAAAAAUGGUUUUUUUGCUGAUCGUGCUAUCAACUGCAGUCAUGUUUUGGAUCAUUUGUUGGAAAGGAUUGGUGAUGAAUUGAUGUCCUUUCUCUUAAGCUAUUGUUCGAUCUUUGUGCCUUUCGCAAACCAUAACUACCUCCAAAUCACAGGAGAUCCUUUAGAAGGUAGGGGCAAUGAGUACCAGUGCGAGUGGUCAGAGUUUUUGAAAACCGUAGAUUCAUUUUUCCUGACCUUGGUUUUCUUCUGGGAAUCUCUUGAUCUCCUAUGUUUGGAUCUAUCAAUUGCUAUUCCUGUUAGCGAUUCUGGAAAGGAAGAUGUACAAGACAAACCUAUGUUCGUUGUACCAUAG
Messenger RNA from Phalaenopsis equestris, 832 nucleotides. RefSeq names its product telomerase reverse transcriptase-like. The record is from RefSeq and is a predicted model, not a curated record. Gene Ontology annotation, cellular component: telomerase catalytic core complex. Lineage: Eukaryota; Viridiplantae; Streptophyta; Magnoliopsida; Asparagales; Orchidaceae. The coding region runs from base 182 to 832 and encodes 216 amino acids. The transcript has 5 exons. Gene Ontology annotation, biological process: telomere maintenance via telomerase. Gene Ontology annotation, molecular function: telomeric repeat DNA binding; telomerase RNA binding.